AGGGGCUCCGAGCGAACCAGCGAGCGAGCGGCGCUCGGCGGGGACAGAGAGAGAGGCGCGGACGGGCGAGGCGGGCCCGUCCGGGAGCCGGCGCGGGGGAAGGGGUGCAGGUCUGGGCGCCGGAGCGGCGGCGCGGGGAGCGGGCUUCAGCUUGACCCCCACGGGCCGCUGUCCUGCAGGCGCGCUUGGGGCCACGGGGCGGGCGCACGCUGCCUUCUGCUCCUAGUCAAGUGUCUGAGCCGCUCCGAAACUCCGGCGGCGAGUCGGCCACAGGAAGUUUAUUCUCGGGCUCCUUUUCGAAAAGGAGGAAAUAGAAGUUUCUCCAAGCGGGCAGCCUUUCUUUUCGCCCUUUUGGCCCUGUCUGAGAUCGGGGGUCCCCAGAGCUGGUAGGCGAGGCUCGCCGAGCUCCAGUUCUUUUUUGAUUUCCAGUUUUGGAUCGGGCCGUGUGUCCGGCUGGGCUCCGGCUGCGCGCGGGGGCGGGAGGGCGCGCGCAGGGGAGGGACCGAGGGACGCGCCGACUUUUUAGAGGGAGGGACUGGGUGGACAACUGGUCCCGCGGCGCUCGCGGAGCAGGAAAGAAGUGCCGUGCGAGGCGCUCGGGGGACGCUUCCCGGAGUGUCGCUGCUUCCCUGUCCGCGCCCGCCGCCGUGGGAAGCCCGGGAACGAAGACUAGAGCCCGCGGCGCGGCUGGCGGACGAGCGAGCGCGCAGCAGCCGGUGCGCGGCCGCGGCGAGGGCGGGGGAAGAAAAAACCCUGUUUCCUCUCCGGCCCCCACCGCGGAUCAUGUACCAGGAUUAUCCCGGGAACUUUGACACCUCGUCCCGGGGCAGCAGCGGCUCUCCUGCGCACGCCGAGUCCUACUCCAGCGGCAGCGGCGGCCAGCAGAAAUUCCGGGUAGAUAUGCCUGGCUCAGGCAGUGCCUUUAUCCCCACCAUCAACGCAAUCACGACCAGCCAGGACCUGCAGUGGAUGGUGCAGCCCACGGUGAUCACCUCCAUGUCCAACCCAUACCCCCGCUCGCACCCCUACAGUCCUCUGCCGGGCUUGGCCUCUGUCCCUGGGCACAUGGCCCUCCCGAGACCUGGCGUGAUCAAGACCAUUGGCACCACUGUGGGCCGCAGGAGGAGAGAUGAGCAGCUGUCUCCUGAAGAGGAAGAGAAGCGUCGAAUCCGGAGGGAGAGGAACAAGCUGGCUGCAGCCAAGUGCCGGAACCGACGCCGGGAGCUGACGGAGAAGCUGCAGGCGGAGACAGAGGAGCUGGAAGAGGAGAAGUCAGGGCUGCAGAAAGAGAUUGCUGAGCUGCAGAAGGAGAAGGAGAAGCUGGAGUUCAUGUUGGUGGCCCACGGCCCCGUGUGCAAGAUCAGCCCCGAGGAGCGCCGAUCGCCCCCGGCUCCUGGACUGCAGCCCAUGCGCAGUGGGGGUGGCCUGGUGGGUGCCGUGGUCGUGAAACAGGAGCCCCUGGAAGAGGACAGCCCCUCAUCCUCAUCGGCAGGGCUGGACAAGGCCCAGCGCUCCGUCAUCAAGCCCAUCAGCAUUGCCGGGGGCUUCUAUGGGGAGGAGCCCCUGCACACCCCCAUCGUGGUGACCUCCACGCCUGCCAUCACUCCAGGCACCUCGAACCUCGUCUUCACCUAUCCCAGUGUCCUGGAGCAGGAGUCGCCUGCGUCACCCUCUGAGUCCUGCUCCAAGGCUCACCGCAGAAGCAGUAGCAGUGGAGACCAGUCAUCAGACUCUUUGAACUCCCCCACUCUGCUGGCUCUGUAACACAGAGCACCUCUCCUCCCAGCUCUGGAGGAGGCCCUCGGCACUGCCUCCUUCCCAGGGACCAGCACCUUCAAGCACUCCAGGACCACAAGGGCAAGAGGGACACCCUGCCAGGGAGCUUCCUGGCUCUGGCGGACCCAGGUGGGACUUGGGCUGAUCUCUUGGAAGCCACGGGACCUCCCUCAUUCAUCUUGCAAGCAAAUCCUGUUUCUUGAAAAGCCUUGGAGUACUUGGUUUGGUGGACUCGGACAUCUCUCUGGCUUCUGAAGAGCCUGAAGCUGACCUGGACCGUUCCUGUCCCCUUAUUACAAUAUUGUCUCUGGAGUGAUGGUGUCCUUCCCCACCCCACCAAGCAUGCUCAGUGCCUUUUGGUUUCACCUUCUCUCGACUUGCCCCUUCCCUCCCCAAGUGUCAAUUUCAAUCCCUCUUGGUUUUUAUCAGAUUUGCCAUGACAUUUCAUCUGGGUGGCCUGAAUAUUAAAGCUCUUCAUUUCUGGAGAUGGGGCAGCAGAUGACUCUUCUGCUGGGGCUGACUUGUCCAGAAGGGGACAGUCAGAGUGCAAUACAGAACCUUCCCUACCCUUCCGCUCCCCAGUGCACCACCAUCUCCAGAACUACCAGCAGGGCCUCCUGAGCUCUCGAGGAGAUGCUACCUUCACUGGAGGCUCAGAGGACCCUUCGUCCCCACCCUUGGAGACGGCUUUUGGAGGAGCGGCUUGGCCAGAAGACAGGGUGUGAGUGAGACAGCUGGGGCACAGGAUGGGUUUGCCAAACGCCUAAUUACCAGGCCAGAAAUAGUGCCAACAAAGCCACACAGGUGUCCUAGCCAGCUUCCCUUCAGCCAGUGUCUUGAGCAGGGCGUCUCCUGUAAUUACUGCCUUGCCAUUCUGCCCCUGGACCCUUCUCUCCAGGCCAGAGAGGCGUCCCUCCCUAGGAACCACACAUCACUCCAAGUCCUGGUUGGGCUCCACCCUUCCCCCACCUGGCUCUCAGGGUGACGCCACCCAUGGAGAUUUAAUGAGCGUGAGCCUGGACCCUCCCCAGCUUGCUGCCAGGUGGCCCCUCCCCACACCUCAGAGGAGCAUCUGCUGGGGAUGUGGAUGGGAAGGCAGGAGAGGGAGGGGGAGGCAGUCGUUGGCUGGUGUUUGCAGCGGCAGCCGCCGCCCCUGAGCCUACCUGCCUUGCCCUCCCGGGCUGCUUGCUUCUCAGUGAGGCGCUGGGCCUUUCCUGCUCUCUGUGGUCAUCUGCCACCCGAUGCACCAAGUGCUCUCUCUUGUCCACUCCCCUGCCCCCACCCCGGUGUGUUCUGGCCGGGUCAGCAAGCUGUGAACAGCCAGCUGAGCUGUGGCUGUGGCUGUGGCUGUGGCUGUGGCUUACGCGCCAUUCCUGGUUGUCUGUCAGAUCCUUCCAGCAGCUGAAAUCAGAGCUAGGAUGUAUUGCUUCCCCCUGCACAGAGCUGUCGCCUUCCCACGGAGGUGGGGGGUGGAGAAGGGGUCAUUCUGGCCUCCAGCAAGAACACAGCUCAGUGGAGUCCAUGCCUCUCACCCUCUGUGCCCUUUCUCCCCAGGGCCCAGCUCCUUCUGAGCUUUCUGUCAAGUAGAGCCUUGGUAGGGUGUCCUGGGAGCAGCUCUGGUCACACCUGGCCUCUGCUGGGAUAGUGCUCUGAGGGAGACUCCACUAUUGGUGAUUCAGCUCUAGAGAUCAUUGUGUGCUCAUUUUAAAUGAUAAAUUUCCAAGUUCGACUCUGGAGAGAGUAGCGACACACCUCUGUUCCUUCACACACCAAGACCACACGUGCUGGUCAUUGUUUAAUGUCCGUUACCCACUGACAUGUGCUAGACACUCAGCAUGAAGCAGACUCUGCUUAAACAGCCCAGUGGGACUGGAAGUGACGUAAACCAGGAUAGGCCGUGCAGACAGAGGAGAUGAACAGAAAAAGAUUUCGUUCAAAAAACUUUAAAAGUGUAAUUUCCCACAUUCUUUGGCUAUAAUGCUGGCUUCCCGGUUCCCCAGGGGCUCUUGGAGAGGUGCUCCUAAGAAGAUCGGGCAAUUGAGUUUCUGGCUUCAGUUUAAGAAGCAGAAUUAGCCAGGAGUAGCGGGAGAUUUGCAAAGAAAACGGGUGCACUCAGCUCAGAAAAGCUUAAUCAUCUCAAGUGGCAUUUGUAGCCAAGUGGGAGCUAUUUGUUUCUUUAUGCAUGUAGAUAUUUCUUUAAUGAAGCUGGUUUCUGGUCUUUUAUUUCUCAAAGCCCCCUUAUGCCACACUUUGCACAGCAUGGAUCCCAAUGCAGGUCACAGUCUAUGACUUGGGGCCAGGCUGGACAUUCCUGAGACAGGGUUUGGCUUCAGUUCAGAUUUCACUCGGUAUUGGCGUUGGGACAAGCAGAAGGCAAAAACCCAGCCAACCCCCAGGACUUUAAGAGGCCUUUGAGCUGUGUUCCUUUUUGAGACCUUCUGGCUUUGUCCUGGGAGAUUGUUUGGCUUCCCCAAAGCCAGAGGUUAUUCAGGGAAGGCUGAAUAUUCACACCUAAUCCAUGAGCAUAUCCUCAGUUUACUUCCUUCUGGCUUGCUGUCCAAGUUCACACACACACAAACAUCCUUGGGCCAGACACCUGGCCGGCUGCUUCCUCCUACACGGCUCCAGCUAAGGGAACAGCUGCAGUGGGGAUGCCUUUGUGCUUGGGUUAGGAACUGCUGUGUGCUUCCCCGUGUCCCUGGCCACGAGGCAGCUGAUAUGGACUCCGGCUGGGCUGCAGGCAGCUCUGGGAUGGCAUAAGGCAGGCAUUUCUUGAUAAGCUAGUGGGAAGCACGCAGUCCUCUUGGCCACCUGGCGGGCCUCUCUGGGAACAGUCCUCUCCCUGGCCUCAUGGAUGAGGACAGCUGCUGAUGCAGGAAAGAGAGGAGAUCCUAGGUGAAGCUUAGGAAAUUGCCAGAGCCAACUCCAAGCAGAGAAAUCACUGGGGGGGUGGGGGGUUCCGAACGCAUCAAACAUUGUUCUGCCUAUGUGAGAGGCCAGGUGUGUCCACUGUGGCUAGUCACACAUGCAUCUCAAAGCCAAGGGCCAUCGGGGGUGGCCGCUUCUCUCUCAGGCUUUGGGGAAAGGAGUCUCCCUCUGCUUGCACUUGAGUCCAGGCAUGAGGGGGGGUUGUACUGUCUGGGGCACUGGGACUUUUUUCUUCCUUUUCCCUGAUGGACCAACAGUGUUCCUUAAAAUCUCGCCAUUUAACUUUCAGGUUGGUUUCCUUCCCUCAUCAGACAUCUGCAUGGCCCCUUUAGGAAGGAAAAGAAUAAGCACCUACUAUGUGCCAGGCACUGUGUUAGGCACUUUUAUACGUAUAGCCUCUUUAGGAUGAGACUAAGGGAUCAGGGCAUCCCCUUAUAAAAAGGCCCCCAAGUAAUGGAUAAACAAAAACACUUCAAGGCGAGAAGGUCUUUCUUCAAAGAUCCACGGUAAGAUCGCCUUCAGUCUGUUUGUUCUCAAAGAUCCAUCCCUGCCGAUAUCCUGCCACCUCAAAUGUCUCUUCCUCCUACCCUGCUGUGUGCACUCCUCAGAUGGUUGGAGGGGCAACCUGAGUCCUUCUACAAUUUGUGGACCAAUAGGAUAUGUGGUGUGUAUAACUUUCUUUUUAAAACUUAAGUAAAGGGGUCUUGCUACGUUCUGCUUGUUGAGUCUUCUUGGCAUUCAUCUUAAAAGCCAGCAUCUCACUAUUUAUUGACAGGUUGGCAUGUGUGCGUGAGUGUGCGUGUGUGUGUGUACUUUCCAGGUGUGCCCGUGUCCUCCUGCAGCUUUUUGAAAGUAAACCCAGUCAUCCCACUAGUAAUUUGGCAUCUUCUAGUGCUUCUAGUGUUUGGGCCAUACAUCAACAAAGGGUUUUAAUUUUUCAGUGCUGACAACAUGCUCAGAGGGGCUGGGUCAAAUUUUGAGGGGGGUAUGGGAAGGGGAGGGGGAGAAGAAUUGACUUUUAUUUUAUUAUUUAUUUUAAAUGUUUACAUCAUCUUCGUGUUGUACCAAGCCUGAUUAGAAACAGAUUAGAAACAGAUAGCAUUAAAAGACUCAGUUCCUCUGUCUCUUUUGCUUCCUUUUUUUUUCUUUUUUUUUUGAAAAUUAGGAUAAUGAUACUUUUUUGUUCCUAAAGUGAUUUGUGACUUGUGCUGUAAAAACUGUAUAAAAAGGUUCUGUUUUUAAAGAUGGAUUGUCAUUCCUCUGGGACAGUGGUCACCAAGAAAUCUACAUUGUAAAAGAACACAAUGAAAGAUCCUGCUCUAUUCCUCAAAAAUGAUUUUCUCUUUAUGAUUAAAAGUUUAUUCCAUUUAUUUUAGUUUGUGGUUACUUGAUUUUGAGGAAGGAAGUGUUCGACUUUGUAUAAAGAAUAGGUAUCAGGGUGUCUAUUCUGCAGUGGGAAAUGUAUAUAUAGUAUUUGGGUAGAUAGUGGAAAAUCAUAAGCUUUGUGCAUCUGUAUUUGAGAUAUGUCAAUUAUGUGGAGUGAAGUCUGCCAUGAGACCCCGGAGGCAAACAAGUUGUACAGGUUCCUAUAGCUCUGUGGGGAAUUUAAUUACCUUUCUGGGCACCUUUCUGUUUUUAAGUAAUGAUGAAAUGGUCCCACUGGAGAGUCUCCUAAAUAGACCCCUCCAGGUAGGACUGCGAGCUCAAAAUCUUUGUAUAAUUUUGAAAAUUAAGGAGUAGCUCUGCUCUGAAGCAUCUCUGGUGGUGUUUGUUGUUGUUGUUGUCUUGUUGUUUUACUGUAUGUAAUUCAAGCCUACAGUAUUUGCACUAAAGAAAGCUUGCUAGAAAAAGCUUGCUGCUAUGGAAGAAAGAACACAUUAAAAAUUUUUUUCCCCUUGCUUUUUUUUUUGUUUUGUUUAGCUUUUCCACUUUCAGUUGAGUAGCAUUUUGUAGAAUAAAAUGAAUUAAGAUUGAA
Cynocephalus volans (Philippine flying lemur) is the source of this 6679-nucleotide messenger RNA. RefSeq names its product FOS like 2, AP-1 transcription factor subunit (gene FOSL2). Gene Ontology annotation, cellular component: nucleus. Bases 784 to 1764 code for a protein of 326 amino acids. Lineage: Eukaryota; Metazoa; Chordata; Mammalia; Dermoptera; Cynocephalidae. Gene Ontology annotation, biological process: regulation of transcription by RNA polymerase II. The record is from RefSeq and is a predicted model, not a curated record. Gene Ontology annotation, molecular function: RNA polymerase II cis-regulatory region sequence-specific DNA binding; DNA-binding transcription factor activity, RNA polymerase II-specific. The transcript is spliced from 4 exons.